AUGAAUGAAGUUUAAUAAUUACUUCUGACAUCCUUUUCGUGUUCCCCUCAUAGAUAAUAAGCAGAAUAAUAAUUAAUAUAACAUUUAAUUACUAAUCCUCAACAUUUUCAAUAAUUAGGAUUGUUGAUUAUAGUACAAGAUUAAAAUUCCCUCUAAAUAGCCACAGUUUUGAAUGCUACAAUUAAACUAAUGAAAUCGAAUCAAUGUAAUAUAAUAUCAAAAUAUUUAGAAUUGAUAACUCAACUUUAUAAGCAAACCUUAUUCGAAAUAUAUACAAAUCUAAAUGUUCCCUACAAUUGCAAGUAUCUAAUAAAAUCAGCAAUUGCAGUCUUAUUUGAGGAGGAUACAUAAUAUAGUCAUCAUUUCUAGGAAUGCAUGUUUCUAUAUCUGAAGGAUCAAAGAUCAAUUAUCUUAUCAAUCUAGAUUUUCAGAUUAUUAACUGAUGCAAUUAUCUAUGCUGAUGUUGUGGAUCAAAAUAAAUAUUCUUGGUACAUUGACUAUAUUGAAAAAGUAAGCAAAAUCAUGAAUUAAUCCUUUAACUUAGAAAAUGAUUAUCUAAUUUACUUUAACUUUUUGGAAUGCUUUGAAGGAAUGCUCUUUCGCUUUUUCAAAUAUGAUCAACAAAAGUAUUUGUUCUUCCAAAAUUUCAUACUUCAAAAUCAGGAACUGAGCAAACUAUUCAUUAAUAUCUUCUCAUUCCAAUCUUAGAAUCAUUUCAUCUAAUGUUAAAGCAAUUCAACAAUAUAGAAUGUUAAAAUAUUGACUCUGAAAUGUUAUAAACAUAUCAUAAUUAGAAUGCUCUCCAGCAGGAAUAAACAACAAUUGCAGAUAUUCCCAAUUUAUCAAUAACUAAAUCAAUUAAUUCUAUUUCUGAUUCAAUCCUUGCAAAUCACAAUUUCAGAAGAAGUGACUGUAAUCAUAUUGGAGAUUCUGUCGACAACUAUAAAUCAAAUAGAAUUCUAUAAUAUCUACUAAAACUAUUAUCAAUAGUUGAUUGUCACUCAUUUGUAUUCUUAUUUAGUGUAUUCAUCCAAACAGUUAUCACUGCUAUAUAACGAACCCUUAGACUUUAUUUAAUAAGAACUUAGUUUUGAUAGUUAAAAUAAACUUUAAUCACUUCAUAAUCAAACCCUGGAUUUGAUUCGAGCCUUGAUUACUCACAUAGAUGGAGCUUAUUCAUUUUUAUCCUCGAGUGCUUUUGUGUUAUUUAAAUAUUCAAUAAAUGAAAUACUAUCGAAUCAAUUAUUCAUCAUAACAGAACAAGAAUUCAAUCACAUUAAACUAUUACAAAAUAACUCAAUCUUUUAUAAUUAUGAUAGCAAAUAACGAUUACAAAUAUCUCUCAUCAUUCUAAUCAUCAUCUAACCUAAUCUAAACACCAGAUACGAUAUACAGGAAUACUUGGCAAUUAUCAUAUAAAACAGUUACCAAGUAGUUCUCCAAUGUUAAGAUGAGUUAAUCCAAAUACUUUUCACUAAAUUAAUCGGCGAAAGCUAUUCUAUUCUGAAAUCUACAGUGAGUUAGCUAUUUUAUAAACAAUUCCUUGAGAACAUAGUCUAACUUGAACAGUUUAAUAAACUGGCCUUAUUCUACCAAUAAAUCAGCACUAUCAAUUUGAUUAUCUCUUCAGAUGAGCUACCUGGAUUCGUAGAGAAAAACAAACUGUUCGAUGAAAUUAUCUAAAAAUUCUCAUCCUAAAUAUCUUGCACCUGCGAUAUUCGAAUCCUACAAAUGAUUGAAGAAUGGGUCUCUACCUAUCAAUUUUAACAGAACACAAUCCAACUCAUUGCAUAGCACCUCGCUUAGAGAAUUUAUUAAGAAUAGACUAAUAUAUAUAACAAUCAAAUAAAUAGAGAAAUAUUUAUUGAAUUAUCAUGGAAUAUCCUUCAUUAAAUCGCAAAUCAUUAUAAUUAUUUUGACUAUUUAUUGAGUGUUGAAAAUCAAAUAGUUCAACUCUAUAAACAAGUUAAAGAAGAAGAAUCUGUCUAAUAUACAGAAAAAAUGAUUCCAUUCGUCUCAAUCAUAAUACAGAAAUUAAAAAGAGUAACUAUGGAUCAAAUAUCCCUGUUGCCUAAAUUUGAAAGAAUCCUCUAAUCGUAAAAUUACUCAUUUUAAUCUUUAUUUGAACUUUUAAACAACUACAUGUAUUAUGGCAGGGAAUAUUUCAUUAAUGAAACAACUUAAUCAAUUUACUUCCAUUUGGCCUUAUCGAAUAUUGUGUCUAAUUUGAAUUCCACAUUAGAUAAGUGCGAAGGAGCCUUGCUGAUUCAAUUAGGAAUUCAAUGUCUCAGGAAUGAUCUUAACGAAAACAUUCUCAGACAAAUCUUUGAUCAUUCAUAUCAAAUUAUCAAACAAUCCAACACUGAUGAAUUAUUAGCAUCCAGAAUUAAGUGUAUAUUCCUAAGUGCAUUACUGACAAUCAAAUCACUUUCCGAAAAAAUAAUAGGAACCAACUAAAUGCAAGGUAUUCAAUAGGAGUUAUAUGAAAUGAAUUAUUCUGCCGGUUACGAUGCUAAGUUAUUCAUCAUCUAUUAUUCUAAUGCAAUACUCUAGAAUCCUGAAAUCUUAUUGACUACUGGUUGUAAUAUCGUAUCAAUGCUAUCGUAUCAAUUGGAAUAACAGAAGGAAGAAAAGUUUGAGAACUUUGAUGGCUGUUCCUCCUCAGGUUCUGAAGCUGAUGAUCAUUGUUAUGAAAACUUUACAGAGGAGAAGAGAACUCUUGAAGAAUAAAUCACAAAAUUUAAGAGUGGAUAUGUUAGUGUUGAUGAAUUUGAAACAUUUAAAUAGGCUAUUUAUCAAUUAAAAGCACAUCAUCCUAAUAUCAUUGCAUAAUUCAAACAAGGUCUACAUUUCUUCACCUCAAAAAAGCUGUAAUAGAUGUUAUCAGUAACCAGAGCCUAAUACGAAUAACCUAGACAAAUGAUAAAAAUAGCAAAACGAAAAAAUCAUUGA
Molecule: messenger RNA, 2952 nt
Organism: Paramecium tetraurelia
Lineage: Eukaryota; Ciliophora; Oligohymenophorea; Peniculida; Parameciidae
Exons: 6
Source: RefSeq, a predicted model, not a curated record